UAAAAGGGUAACCGUAUUUCAGUGAACUUGUGUUGUUCUAUCGCCUGCUUGGACUCACAGCAGCUGUGCUGGCGUGUUGGUUAUGUGUGUCAGUCACUUCCUCUCGCUCGCUCCGGUCCCUCCCGGUAUAAGACAAAGACAAAGGUAUUGAUUUCUGGUCGAUUUGUUUGCCUGUUGUGAUUUCUCAUGGAGAAAAAGAAAGAAAUGAACGUCAAUUCACGAUUCGACGCUUUUAUGUUGCUUUUGUUGCGUUGAAAAAAAACGAGAAAAAAAAAACCCCAAAAAGAAAACAGAGCAGAGAUGUGGACGUCCGUUUGGAGAGCCGACCUCUCAGGUUGACUAUUUAGAGUUAAGAGAGGAGUGUUUAUUUGGAGCUCCGCCCGGCCAUGGCGAAGUCCCCGGCUCCUGGGUCGGGGGAGUACCCGAACGACUACAUCGACAUUGUGAACGAGAUCAACGACUUCAUCGCCUCCCUGGACGCGCCGCCGCUGGACAACCACUCCAAAGAGCUGGUGGCUGGCGGUGGCGACACGCCGCGGAAAAAGAGCGCUGCGUACGGCGGCGAGAACUACCUCGGUGAUGAGAUGAAUAUAAUGGGAGGCGGUGAGGGCGCCAGUAGGAGCCGCCACGCGAGCGGGGAGAGGCGAGCGGUGGUAGCGACGAGCCAGCUGUCCGUACCGGCGGGUGGCGGCGGUGAGGAGGGGGUGAUGAUGACGGACGACGGCUACCCUUACGACGACCUGUCCGGCGAGGGAGGGGGCACGACCAUGCCCUUCCCACUCGUGGUGCAAGACGACGACGAUGACGACGCGGAGUCGACCGGCUUCGGGACCUACGACUACGUCGUACAGGAGCCGGAGAGGCAACGCGUGGCCCCGGCGGCGUUCCCGAGUGUCGGCGGGGAUAGUGGUGGCAGAAGUGGCCGUAGAGACAACCCGAGUGGAGCUUGCUACCAGUCCGGUUACGGUGGCGUCACCGGCAGAACUGCUCCCGCCUCGACGUUAUCGUAUUCUCAUGACGGAAGUGACGUCAACGUCAGAGACAGAAAUAUUUCUGCCUACCCAGAAUACGGUGACGUCAGAGACAGAAAUAUUUCCGCGUACUCGGAAUUCGGUGACGUCAGAGACAGGGGCAGCAACUACGCCGACUACAGCGACGGCAGCAGUAGCAACUACGGCGUGUUCAGCGACGGCGGCAGUAGUAGUAGUAGCUGUAGCGUGGGCGACUUGGCGGACAGUGACAGUGGUUGUUACAGCCACUACCACCACCCACACCACCAGCAGCACCACCAGCAACAUCAGCAACAACAACAUCAUCUUGCCGGCUCGCAGUCUUCCAAUUCCUUCUCCUCGCAAAUGUCGCCAUCGUCCGCUUCCAGAUGCGGCAGAAUGGUACCAGCGUCGUGGAAUAAUAGUAAAGCUUAUCCCUCUUCACAGGCUGACGCAUGUCAUGACGAAGACGACCUUGCAUCAUGGUCGUCCAGUAAACCCUCACCGCACCACAUCACACCGCGUCAACAUCAGCAACCUUACUCGAUAAGCAGCAGCAGUGGUGGAGGAUACCACAGAGAACCGACUGACCACCAGAAGAGCAGCUCGGUCUCCGAUCUACAACAUCAAAGCCACCAACACCACCACCAGCUUCGCGACGCCAGCCGCCCCGACUCUGUGGAGCAACGGUUUCACCAGGUGGGCUCCAGCGCACACAGCCUCCAGCACCACCACCCUCGACCCACGGCCCGCCCAGAGGACGAGGAGGAAGAGCCGGACUACCAGGAGCCCAGCAACAUCCCUGUGUCCCAGGCGCCGUUGAGGAAGCAGACGUCAGCUGGAGCAGCAAGUCCCGGACCCCCCUUACCGCGGCGUCUAUUCGACAGCAGUGACUACGACUCGCCACCCCCGUCUUCGGACAGAGAAUACGUUCCUGGCUCCCCGAGCACAGGUCGUCAUCCUAACACCACCGCCGCCGUCACCUCUCCGUUCCCAGGAUCAGGACCAGCCCCUGUUCAGUGUAGCGGUAGACCUGCUGUCAGAGACGCAACAUACUCGGUCAUAAGUAAGUCGUCACCGUCACCCUCCAGCCAGAGCUCACUCCAGAAGCUGAGAAAUAGGUGGCCACCAGUCGGUGAUGAUAACAACACAGCGGACAGUUUAGUCACACAACAACACGACGUUCCUACCUCUAAGUCAUCGACGUCACAGCAGCCGAAACCUGUUCAGAGUCGGUGGAAGCCUGCCGUGAAGGAAAAACCUCAGUGGGCGAGCAAAAGUAACAAGUUUGCCCCAGACCAGCAGAGCCAAUCUCAAGCCUCCUCAGACCAACUCAGCCAAUCACCAGCCAGCUCUGACCAGAGCGCUCUUCUCUCCUCCUCCCCCCGGCAGCAACCAGUCUCUAUUCCUAUCACCCGAGUCCCAGACCCAAUCACACGUGUGCCUGACCUGUCAGUUCUUAUCUCUGAACUCCGCUCCGUUAGCCCCAAAUCGGAGCCCUCCCCUAGCCCCACCUACACAGCGUCAGCACGAUCGGAAAGCCACUCCCCUAACCGACGUCACGUGCAAGAAUACAGCCAACCAGCGGGAGGUCACGCGGGCCGUUCGGAUCGUCGCACCCCCACCCACCCAACAAGAUCGGAGAGCCACUCGCCAGGCCGUCGUCAACGACUCGAUAGCCACGCCCACAAACGCACGCUAAGCCCCUCCCACAAGCGCACGCUAAGCCCCUCCCAGGCGAGGUUGACCAACGGGUUGAGAUGUAAGAGCGAGAGCCCCGAGCACGACUAUGAGCCGAUAGAAAACCUACAGGUGGAGAUCCCGGCGACCCCCCGUCCGCAGACGAAGUUCCCGCACGGUCCGGGCAGGGCCAUGGCGGAAGGCGGGGGCCUACAGCCCAAACAUGUCAAGGCCGUUCACAACUUCCGCGGAGCCAACAAUGACGAGCUGUGCUUCAAGAAAGGUGACAUCAUCACUGUGACCCAGUGGCUGGAUGGAGGAUGGUGGGAGGGAACGCUGAACGGCCGCACUGGCUGGUUCCCCAGCAACUAUGUCAAGGAGGUCAAGGCCGGUGCUGAAAAAUGUGAUAGAAACAGAGAAGACUCAUGUCACGGAGCUGAUCAAAGUAUUACAGUCCUACCUCAAACCCAUUGAAGGCACCGCUAUUUUAAGCCCACCGGAAUACAAGCAGCUGAUCGGGAACAUGGAGGAAAUCAUCGCAUUUCAACAGGGCUUUCUAGCUGCAUUGGAGGAGUGUGAGAAGCUUCCCUCAGCCCAGAGGAGAAUCGGUGGCAUCUUCAUGCAGUAUGCAUCCAGUGUAAAGGAGCUCUACUCUAACUACUGCUCCAACCAUCCGAAAGCUGUCUCCAUCCUGCAGAAGCAUCGGGAUGAGUUGAGUAAGUUUGUGGAGUCUCAGGGGGCGUCGCCUCCGGGGGCCCAGGCACUCACCACCAUCUUGUCCAAGCCGUUCACGCGGCUCGACAAAUACCCUAGUCUGCUCAAGGAGCUCGAACGUCACGUAGAGGAGAGUCAUCCAGAUCGAGGUGACACACAAAGGGCCAUAGCUGUGUACAGGAAUAUUGCUAAUACAUGUUUGGAAAUCCGUAAGUUAAAAGAGAUGGAGCAUGAAAUCAUUACAAGCUCCAUACAGGGCUGGGAAGGGGAGGAAAUCAGCAAACUGGGAGAGGUGAAGCAUUUAUCUCAAGUCAAGAUGCAGUCACAGACGGGGGAGAAGUAUGAACGCAUCUUGGUCUUGUUCCCAGCCUGUCUCGUCAUGCUCUCCAUGAGCGAACGGCUCAGCAGCUACCAGUAUGAGGGCAAGAUCCCUCUGAGUGGUUUAACAGCAACUAUCUUGGAAAAUGCUGAGAGUUUGCAGCAAGGUUUUGAAAUCUCAGGUCCAAUGAUAGAAAAGAUCACAGUGGUGUGCGGCACCCGCACGGAGGUCAGCUCAUGGCUGGACGUCCUGACCCAGCAGCUGUCCCAGUCCGGUAACCCCACCCCGUCCGCCAAGCCUCAGCCCCUGCAGGUCCACAUGAUCUCGACGUGCCAGCCCAGUGUCAGCACAGUGACCCCGGCCAAAACCGCUCAGAUCUCAACAACACACCCACCCCCAAUGUCCGCCGCGCCUCCUCCCCCUCACUUCCCCUUCUCCACCAAGACGUCGUGUGUCUGGAGCCUGACCUGCCUGCGACCGUCACCCCCACUGCGGCCUGCACUCAUGUGUAGAGAGGAGGUACUCAAGUCACCGCGGGCAGCCCGCAAGUCCACACAGAAGAGAAAGCCAGUACGCACAUACUCCGGAGAGGACACAGACUGGCAUAGUAAAAAUGAUCCAAAAGUUUACAACGAAGAUGCGUUUAUCCUCCAAGUGAUUGAGGCAUACUGUAAUAGCGUCAAGACGCGACACACAGUCAACUCAUGCAGGAUAGAGGUGGCAAAAAAGAAAGCUCCUGAGGGGAAAGCUAUUUUGAAUAGUCCUCAAAUACUCUUAGCGGAGGAAGAGAAAGUCUUUGAUGAGACAGAACAGCAGGAAAGAACUGUGGUGGACACUGUGUAUGCACUGCAGGAUCGGGUGAAGGAAUUGGAGCAGGAGCAGAGGAAACUUCGCCAGGAGUUGGAAGAGGAGAAACGCUGCCGCAAGAAGCUGGAGAUUCUGGUACGCCAGCAAGUCAUGAAGUCCGGCAUCGUGGACGGGCUGGACGGGAACUCGUGACUGGUCUAGCCACGUCUUUCUCAUCACUGUCUGUCCACUCCUGGAUCAUAAUAGCAUCAUCACUCUCAUUGCAUUUCAUGAAAGAAAAGUGGCAGUUUUUUUGUUUUUUUUUACUCGAAGAGAACUUUUAACGAAAGUUAUUUCUUUAGUUCUACUUUGAAAUUUUUUAAAACUGUAUUUGUGAUGGAAUAGAAGUGAAUAGAAGGAAAAUGAGGGAGGGAGUAGUCUGAGAGCAACUCUUUCAGAAAAGCUGAAUAGAUGGGUGGCAGGGAAACACCGAUAUAAACUAAGAAUUUUUGUUGUUGAGAGCAUCUUGGUGGAAAAUGAAUGGAGUUUGCCGAUUUCUGUUUCUGCUGGCUUUUUUAAAGUGAUGAAGAGAUAUAUGAUUGCUGUACAUUCACAAAGGGAAACCUUGGAGGUUCUUACUUUAUCUGAAGGUUUUGCAGACUUUUCACCUUAUUUCACUUUUUUUAAAUGACCAUUGUUAUCGGUAGAUGAGGAUGCAAUAUUGGUGCCAGUUCUUUAGAUAAAGUUGAAGAAAUUGUCAUAAAGGGCAAUCCAUUGCAGAAGAAGAAAGUGGUUUUCUUAGACAGGCAACCAUCCUGGACAGGUUCAUUAUAAUAUUGAAAAAAUGCACGAGAGUAAAUGGGAAGUGGUUACUUGUACAGAUGAUUGUCUAGGGUAGGUGGCUGUUAGAAGCUUCAAAUGUAGCGUUUCUCAAGUUCAACCCUUUGUUUGUGCUCCACCUCGGGUUGACUUGUCUUUGAGGAUGAGUUGAGAAAAAAAAUUUUGGUAGUUCUAAGAGACACCACAGAUGUUGUUCUUUUGUAGAAGUAGCUGUCAGUCAUGAGAACUUUAGAGUGUGCUGGUGUUGAAUUCUGAAGGUGAAAAACAAGGAAUGAAAGAGGUUGAAGUAAAGAGAAAAUGAUCUUGUGAGUUUGAGGAUGAGUGAAUUUGAAGUGCUUUUCCAUCCCCCACCCCUGUUAUAAUGUCAUCAGUUUGCCAUUGUUGUGGGGGAGUGUUCGCUGAUGACUUCAUGAUGUGAUCAGUUUUGUCAACUGCCUUGAUCCAAGAUGUCCGCACACUUCUGUCUUAUAUAUGUUUUCUUUUCUUUUAUAAACAUUGUCUUUUAUUGAUGUUUGUAUUGCAUUAUACACUUCUACAAAAUUGGUGUCAGAUGUCUGUGUGUGUCUGUGUGCCAUAUUUGUGCAAUGUGCUUUUUGGUGUGGGUGCUUCAAGUCUGCUGCAUUUCUGCCAGUUUCCAGUUUUCAAAAUCCCUCAAGCUAGCAGUACUCUGAAAAAUUCCACACUGAAAUUGCUCGGGGGAAAAAGAAAAGCCUUCGCCAAAACUUAAUCUGAGGUUUGUGCUGAAUUCUGGCUUUUGGUUGUUUGACUCUGGUUUCUAUGCAGUGCCGGUUGUUUAAAGUGGCGGCUGUGCAGAUGGACUGACCCACUGGCUAUAAUGCCUGGGUGUGGCUUUGGAGGUGUAAGGCUGUUGGACUCUCAACCAUUGGGUCGUUGGUUUGAAUCCCACCAGGGGCUCAACAUUGUAUCCGUGGGAAGGCAUACUUCAUUCAAAUGGGAUUGGGUACUGGGGUUUGACAGCGAAAGAUCAUGUCAGUUUGUUUGUGUUUUAGCGCGUGCAACCCGCAGCUAGCACUGUGUAUACAUCCUGGGAUGCCGAGAAUGUUUCUGAAUGUUCUUAUGAUCUGCUGCUAUAGAUUGUAAAAUGCAUAGAGCUUGGGAUAUGCAUUGUACAAAUGCUAUUUAUUAUUAUUGUUAUUAUCAUGAUGAUGAUGAUGAUGAUGAUUAUUAUUAUUCUUGUUAUUAUUGUAAAAGCUACUGAGCUUUAUGUCUUGAGGCAGUGCCUUCAUGGCAGUAGGCCAAGGGAAUGUAGUGCUAGGGGAAAAUUAACUGAGCAGCCAAAAUUUGUCGGUUAUGGGUAUUUGGUGGUGGAAGCACCAUGGUGUAUAUCCCUGUUAUCCACGUCACUACGACUGGUGUCUGUGGUGAAGCUUGGUCGUCUGUGUGGGGAAAUAACAGGCUACUGGUUUCUUUGGACCAGCCGUGUCUCGCGUUACAGGCAGGAGACUGGCCGCCAUGAUAGUUAAGCUUUUUGCCAUUACACUCAGAGAACAUGAGCUUGGUUUCUUCUUUGGAAUGUUUACUUUAUCAUGUAUCUCCUUCGUCCUCCUAGUAAAAUGUAUCCCAUUCCACUUGGGCUGGCCUUGACAGGCAUGGUCAUAGCAGCCCACCACUUAAAUGUGAGGGGUGCCGACAAAAUGAGUUAAAACUCGGAUUUUAGCCCACUGGAAAUAGAUAUGUCAAAUUUAUAGAUGGAUUUUGUACAGUUUAUGAGCAAGAAAUAAUAAAAAACUUGCUUUACUUGAAGAAAGUGGCAACAGUUGAAAGUCUACAAAUU
This is a messenger RNA of Aplysia californica (California sea hare), 7123 nucleotides long. RefSeq lists its product as uncharacterized. The record is from RefSeq and is a predicted model, not a curated record. Gene Ontology annotation, molecular function: guanyl-nucleotide exchange factor activity; protein binding. Lineage: Eukaryota; Metazoa; Mollusca; Gastropoda; Aplysiida; Aplysiidae.